CCGGCGCACCAGGGACUUCCGUCCAGCUCCUUCCUUCUGCAUCAUCAAAGUUGACAGCAAAAACAUACAAAGUUUUGAAAGUUUACUGCCUCUGACAAAAACCAGCAGCUGACGCCGCCGAUCAUUGACCUCCAUCACUAUGACUUCACUAACAAUGAUCGCUCGUGUGGCAGACGGACUACCGCUCGCUGCGUCCAUACAGGAAGAUGAACAGUCAGGAAGAGACCUCCAGCACUACCAGAGCCAAGCCAAGCAGCUGUGCCGUAAACUGAAUGCUCAAAGUCCGGACCGCUGUACCCUGGAGGCCGGGGACAUGAACUUCCACUAUUUAAUAGCACAAGGUGUAUGCUACCUGUUCCUCUGUGAGGCUUCAUUUCCCAAAAAGUUGGCUUUUGCAUACCUUGCAGACCUUCACAGUGAGUUCUACGACCAGUAUGGAAGGAGAGUGCCGACAGUAACGAGGCCGUACUCUUUCAUCGAGUUUGACACAUACAUCCAGAAAACAAAGAAGUCAUACGUUGACAGCAGGGCCAGGAGGAACUUUGGCAGUAUUAACACAGAGCUACAGGAUGUCCAGAGAAUUAUGGUGGCAAACAUUGAGGAAGUUCUGCAAAGAGGAGAAUCUCUUUCUGCUCUCGACACAAAAGCUAGCAAUCUGUCCAGCCUGUCGAAGAAGUACCGCAGCGAUGCCAAAGACCUCAACACCCGCUCCACAUACGCCAAGGUGGCUGCUGUGUCCGUGUUCUUCCUCACACUCAUCAUCUAUGUGCGCUUCUGGUGGCUCUGAUGUGGCUCAAACAAGGACUUUGACAUAAGGCAGAGGGUGUUUGAUUUUCAAAAGCAAGGAAUUUCAAGUAUCCAGUUACAUUUCUCUUAUACAGCAGGGUGCCUUAAGGGAUCAUAUACAGUCUGUUCCUAAAGAAGGUAGACAUUCUCUGUGGUCUGUCUUGUGCUUUGAAUACAAAGUAUAGUAUAAUGUAAACUGAGCCAUAGGUCUUCUCUGUAUGGAAGCACAUGCUUCAUGAUGAGUUCAUGUACCUCUGUUAACUGGAAUAUUAAGAGCAGGUGUUGAGGACUUACUGAUAUUUAAAAAGUGGUGGAGGGGUUUCUUUCAGAGUUUCAGGAGAAACCACGGUGGUGUGAAGUUGUAAUACUGUGAUAAAAGAAUGUUUACAUUGUAACAAAGUCUUAUUGAAAAUAUUAAAUAUUUAUCAAAUUGUA
Molecule: messenger RNA, 1221 nt
Organism: Cottoperca gobio
Lineage: Eukaryota; Metazoa; Chordata; Actinopteri; Perciformes; Bovichtidae
Gene: sec22ba
Product: SEC22 homolog B, vesicle trafficking protein a
Biological process (GO): endoplasmic reticulum to Golgi vesicle-mediated transport; retrograde vesicle-mediated transport, Golgi to endoplasmic reticulum
Molecular function (GO): SNAP receptor activity
Source: RefSeq, a predicted model, not a curated record